AUGGCCAUCAACGACUUGGCCUUCAACCAGGACUACACGUGUCUUCUGAUGUCCACGCUGGAGUGCCACAAGAUCUUUAAUUGUGACCCCUUUGGCGAGUUCUAUAACCUGCCUUCUGAUAAGAAUCCUUCCCCUACAGCCUUCUUAAGGAUGCUCUUCUCAACGUCCCUUACAAUCAUUGUGCCCGAGUCAAACCUGAAUUUGGGAAACAGAGUCUUGCAAGUGUACAACUUGAAGCAGAACUUGAAGAUAUGUGAGCUCACGUUCCCUUCAAACAUUGUGGACCUUAUGCUUAACAGGAAACGGUUGGUGGUGUUUCUUGAAGUCGGGCAGAUUUACAUCUACGAUUUGAGCAGUGUACGGCUUAUGAAAGUUUUGGAGAUAAACUCGUACUCGCUGAAGAAACACGAGGAAAACGAUAAAGUGGUGGCGGCAUUGAGUGCUGAUGACCGGCUGUACCUUGCAUUACCACUUCUGGUGGUGAAUGACCAAACCGACUUGUUCAAUGCUGAAAGUUCGAGUCAGCCUAGUACACCAGUGCUUCGGCCGAGCGACUCAGCGGCGGUGGUGCUGUUGGAUUCGCUUGUGGAGCUUACGCAUAAGAAUGAACACUCGCUGCUAGCGAAGAAAGAGGCAAUUACGUUGGAAGAUCUACAGAAGGAUUCGAACGGAUGGAUGGUUAUUUACGAUACGAUCAAUUUGAAGCCUAGGCUUUUGUAUAAGGCGCAUGACUCUGGCAUUGCUAAAAUAGCUCUUUCUAGGGAUAGCCAUGCAGUUGCCACGGCCUCUACCAAGGGCACGAUUAUCCGUGUUUGCCAUUUGAACUUUGACCUUCUUGAUGACCUUAACAAGCUUACCAUCACGCAUAUUACCAAUCUUCGGCGUGGGCAUAACUUGACUCGCAUCACCAACCUCACCUUCAGUCUUGACUCCACUGUUUUGGGCUGCGGGUCUGAAAGCAACACUAUUCAUUUCUUCAAGACCGGUGGACCUACGGGAACACCAGCGGGACCUCCAGGUGAUUACGAGCUGAGCGAUGAAGAUGCCAGAAGUGGUCGUUCUUCACUGGAAGACCUCAAUGAGAACUUGGCCAAUCUACUCAUUCUGAAACAACCAGAACAGGAACAAGAGGAAGAAGAACCACAGCUGUACUUCUCCCUAGGCCUCAAAAAAUCCAGCAAGUUCCUUAAAAACCAGUACACGAAGCUGCUCAUCAAAAAGCUUCCCUACAGAGACUACUUUGACAACUUGAUCUGGGAACCACCCAGAAGACUGUUUGCAUACGUGAAGCUUGCCGAAAGCUCACCUCCUGACCCACGCCAUAAAAACGUUGAAAUCGGUUUUGGGUCUCUGGGACUCUUAAUGUUGGCAUCCUACCAUACUGGCACCUUCUACCAGUAUAAGCUCCCGCGGCCGCACGACGAGGACAGAGAAGAAUGUAUGCUUCUUUCUUCUCACAAGUUGGGCUAG
This is a messenger RNA of Candidozyma haemuli, 1470 nucleotides long. RefSeq lists its product as uncharacterized. Gene Ontology annotation, cellular component: extrinsic component of membrane; fungal-type vacuole membrane; phagophore assembly site membrane. Gene Ontology annotation, biological process: protein localization to phagophore assembly site; nucleophagy; autophagy of mitochondrion. Bases 1 to 1470 code for a protein of 489 amino acids. The record is from RefSeq and is a predicted model, not a curated record. Gene Ontology annotation, molecular function: phosphatidylinositol-3-phosphate binding; phosphatidylinositol-3,5-bisphosphate binding; protein binding. The transcript has a single exon. NCBI's taxonomy places the organism in Eukaryota, Fungi, Ascomycota, Pichiomycetes, Serinales, Metschnikowiaceae.